GGUGUGCUGGCCUGGCUGGCGGUACUGGCGGUGCGGCGCGUCGGGCCUGGUCGUGCCCAGUCCAGUGAGACAGCUACAGCCUUACGCGGAGCAUCGCGGGGAGCAUCGCGGGGAGCAUCGCCGCGCGUCAGACAGGCACACUGGCACACACGCCGACGCCGACGCCUCGUGCAGCGCGCUGCAGCGCCCAUCCAGUGCAGUAGUGCAGUGCCGUGAGGGGUGCCGGGGGUGCCGCGCCGCACGUCGAGGACGUCGAGGACGUCGAGGUCGUCGAGCACCACGUGGGGGCGGCCAACACCGGCCUGAGCCGGCCCGGCUUCAGCGUGCGACCGCCUUCAGUGACCACGGCUUCAGGGGACGUCCCCAGCUGCCGGACGCCGCGGUCCGGACUGUGCAGACCUCUCUGCCGCUGGGGCCCCCGCGCGGGGCCCCCCUCCCGUGGAGUGCCUGUCGGCCUGCUUGACGGCCUGCUUGACGGCCUGCUUGGCGGCGUGCAUGUGGUGUUGGCGGGCGAGAUGGUUCUCCACCGGCUGCUCCUGCCGGCCCAGGCCCUGCUAGCCUUACCCCUCGGCGCGCGGCUCGGCGCGCGGCCGCAGUGCAUCCGUCGCAUCUGCACAUCGGCGAGCAACGCGACGACGACGUCCUCCAGCACUCCAACGACGCCAGGGUGCGCCGUGGCCCGGCCGCACCGGAGAGCCUGCUUGGCACCGCCAUCCUGGUCAUCCUGGGCCUUGUCCGCGGCCGUCUGACUCGCCUGGGCUCGGGCCGGCCUCGGCUCCUCUCGUCACUGCUCAAGAUGAACCUCGUCAUCCUCUGCUUCUCUGGGUAAACAAUGUGGCAUGGACCUCACUGGCGCAGAGGUUACAGUAGGGGGCCGCAGUUGCAGCCACAAGGGCAGCAAGGGCAGCCGCACCCCCUCGGGCCCAGAGCGGUGCGCCCAGUCCCCAGCUUGCUGCUACUCCUGUUGACGGCGGCGUCCCUGGCCGCCCUGGCCGCCCUGGCCUCGGCGCAGCCUCCCUCCCAGGUCCCCGCCCCGAUGGCGGCCCCCAUGGCCUUGUCCGCGCCGGCGACCGUCAACCACCACCGCAACCACAAGCGCCACCACCGCCGGACCCACGGACACUCGGCCCAAGGCGGACCCCAGGUGGAGGCGCCGUCGCGGGCCACCCGCGCGCACUGGCAGGAGGACGAAGCCUCGGCGCAAGCCUGCCCCAACUGCAUUCUGCAGCACCAGACGCAGCUCAAGCUGAGCGAGCAGCAGCAGCAGCAGCAACAGCAGCAGCGCAACAUGACGAGCGACUCGUUGCGCCUCGAAGCCAUCAAGUACAAGAUCCUGUUCAAGCUGGGCCUCAAGGGGAAGCCCAACGUGACGCACGCCGUGCCGCGCAAGGUGGCGGAGGGCCUGGUGGAGGAGAUGAUGGCCACGCCCAAGGACAACCACCACCACCACCACCACCUCGGCACGACCACCAAGCGCGGCCACCACCACGACCAGCACGACCACCACGAGCACGGCCAGGAGCCGGACGACUUCUACGGCCGCGCGUCCGAGAUCAUCGCCUUCGCGGAGCCGGGCCACGAGCUGAACGGGCAGACGCUGCUGGAGUUCUCCCUGGCGCGCGAGGAAGAGGGGCUGCCCAUCCAGGAGGCCACGCUGUGGGUGCGCGUGGACACGCGCCGCAGCCUGCGCAAGGUGGCGGACCGCAACCUCACGCUCUGGGUGUUCCGCGUGCACGGCAAGCACUUCAACACGACCCACGUCAGCGACGAGGUGUUCGACUCGCAGACGUCCAUCGCGGGCAAGCUGGCGGUGCCGCUGAGCGACCUGGGCUGGAAGAAGCUCAACCUGACGCGGGCCGUGCAGCACUGGUACAGCGAGGGCUCCGGGUCGCGGGGCCGCCUGCGCCUGCUUGUCGACUGCUCGGGCUGCGGCGAGCUGGUGGAGGCCACGCUGUUCCGGCCGGAGGGGCCCACGGACGACCGGCGCCGGCCCUUCCUCGUCGUCAAGACGGAGCCGCCCAGCAAGCGAGUUCGGCGGCGCGCAGUGGCGUGCUCGGGGGCGAUGCCCGGCGAGUGCUGCAAGCAGGACCUCUACGUGAGCUUCAAGGACCUGGGCUGGGACGACUGGAUCAUCGCGCCCGGCGGCUACCGGGCCAACUACUGCCGGGGGAACUGCAGCCACUACCGCACCCCGGACACCUACCACAACUACCACUCCCACGUGCUGGAGGAGUACCGUCGCCUCAACAAGCUGGUGGACAUGCAGCCCUGCUGCGCGCCGCUCCGCUUCAGCUCCAUGUCCCUCAUCUACUUCGACAUGGACAACAACAUCAUCAAGAGGGACCUCCCCAAGAUGGUGGUGGAGGAGUGCGGCUGCCCGUAACGCCCUUCAUGUGUCCUUCGGGUGUCCUUCGGGUGUCCUUCGAGUGUUCGGGUGCCGACCGUGACGUGGUUGUGCGUGUGGCUUCGAAAAGACGUCGUAUCGUGUGACGGACUGAGAGACGGUGGAAGGACACCCAGAAAACUGAAAAGACUCAGCCGAUGCUUCGGCGAGGUAGUGUCGUGGAUUUGGGCUGUACGUUGUGCACAAUGUGCCCACCCCCAAAAGUAUGGUUAAAAUACUGACGGUUAUUAAAAUAAUAAUAAUAAUAUUAAUAAUAAAUAAUAAAUAAUAAAAUAACAAUAAUAAUAACAACAUUUAUAAUGAUAAUAUGAAUAAUGAUUAUAAUAAUAAUUGGCGUGUUCAAGACGGUCUGUGUCUGCGAAGGCUCUGUGAGCAUCGUCCACAGCCCUUGACUCACGUUACAGUCGUACCUUAUUUCUCUCUCGUUGUUCGUUCGUUCGUUCCUGUGCUGUGCUGCGUUGCGGCCGCGCCGCGCCGCGUCUUUGCGGGGUCCAUGAGCCACCUUUCCCUGUCUCCCUCGCCCCUUCCGCCGCCUCUGCCAGAGCGAGAGAGACGCAAAAGGGGGAAAGAACCGCUGUGCCACUUUAGAUUUGUUUUUUUGUCCCACACAGCCCCAACCACACUCAGUCGGGACUUGAACCCACGACCAUCGUUUCCGCUGUCCUGAGAAUCUUUUCGCUGAAUUAGCGGGGAUGGGCCCAUGACCCAUAAGCUCAACAUCCAAUGUAUGGAGAAAUCAGUGAAAAUUUCUACGAAAAAUUGUUUUUUUAAGUGACUUGUUUCGUUAGGGAGCCAUAAAGAGGAUUUAGACGAAGGUCCUUGUGGUUGGUGCUGUGACAUUCGCUAAAGGAAAACCCCGCACAGAACAGCAAUAUUUUCGUGGCAGUUUCUAUUAGCGUUUGAGAUUGUUAUGGUCUUAGGUUCGAAUACCGGCGACCUGUUUUCGUUCUCUGAGAAAGGCAACAGCGAUUUGGCUUCUGUUGUUGUAAAUCAGGGAAAAUUGCAUUUACCCCCUCCAGUCGCGUCGCGUGCUAACUGCCUCUAGUCUAAUGAAUGUAGUGUCGAAAAUGUGUUGCGUGUAUGUGUGCGUGAGAGGGAGAAAGAGAGAAUGUGUGUUGAGAACGUGUGAUACAUUUUAUUGUUAAAGUGCAAAUGUGUGUGACCGCGAGUCAGAGAAAGAGAGAUAAUUUAUGUUUGGUUUUUUAAAAGGUUUGAUACGGAGAUUCGUUUUUGUUUUGAACUCGGAGAAAAUGAAAGUUCGAAUGAAAGAGAGUGUGAAAAAGAGUCAGAGUGUGACAGAGAAAUGAGGAAGAGAGAGACACACCUUCCCUGCGGCUCCCUUUGAGUGCGUUACGUUGCGAUGCGUGCGUUGCAUUGCAGGUCCCGCGAGGGUGACGCAGCGGACAGCCCGCGCCAUAUCAGUAGUAUCGCUCGGCAGGUUUAUCUGUGAUCUGGGAAGUGGUGCUCCAGUUUUGUAAGAAAAACGUGUUAAGGAAUUUUAAAACUGUCAAAAAAGUAGUCGUCUGUGUUUUUCGUCUUUUGUUCCUUCCUCGUUGGCUGCUUGCCUGGCCGGGCAGCUCUCGACCAACCUCAUCUUGCUAAUAAACGGGCUUUUCUCCUA
This is a messenger RNA of Thrips palmi, 4025 nucleotides long. It is a transcript of the gene Actbeta, whose product is annotated as inhibin beta chain. The record is from RefSeq and is a predicted model, not a curated record. Bases 833 to 2383 code for a protein of 516 amino acids. The transcript has 5 exons. Gene Ontology annotation, biological process: SMAD protein signal transduction. Gene Ontology annotation, cellular component: extracellular region. NCBI's taxonomy places the organism in Eukaryota, Metazoa, Arthropoda, Insecta, Thysanoptera, Thripidae. Gene Ontology annotation, molecular function: cytokine activity; growth factor activity.